AUGUCUGAACAAGAAUUCGUUGAAGAACAACCUCAAGAAGUUGUCCAAGAGGAAUUGCAAUUAGUUGAAUUAGCUACCGCUAUCCCAGCUGAUGUCCAAGCUGCUCAACAAGAAAUCAAGUUGUUCAACAAGUGGUCUUUUGAAGAUGUUGAAAUCAAGGAUGUAUCUUUAGUUGAUUACAUUCAAAUUAGACAACCUAUCUUUGUCUCUCACACUGCCGGCAGAUACGCCUCCAAGAGAUUCAGAAAGGCUCAAUGUCCUAUUGUUGAAAGAUUGACCAACUCUUUGAUGAUGAAUGGUAGAAACAACGGUAAGAAGUUGAAGGCUGUUAGAAUUGUCAAGCACGCUUUGGAAAUUGUCCACGUUUUAACUGAACAAAACCCUGUCCAAGUUGUUGUUGACGCUAUUGUCAACUCUGGUCCAAGAGAAGACUCCACCAGAAUCGGUUCUUCUGGUACCGUUAGAAGACAAGCCGUUGAUGUUUCUCCCUUAAGAAGAGUUAACCAAGCUAUUGCCUUGUUGACCAUUGGUGCUAGAGAAGCUUCUUUCAGAAACAUCAAGACUAUUGCUGAAUGUUUGGCUGAAGAAUUGAUCAAUGCUGCUAAGGGUUCUUCUACUUCUUAUGCCAUCAAGAAGAAGGAUGAAUUAGAAAGAGUUGCUAAGUCUAACCGUUAA
Molecule: messenger RNA, 675 nt
Organism: Lizanozyma spartinae
Lineage: Eukaryota; Fungi; Ascomycota; Pichiomycetes; Serinales; Debaryomycetaceae
Gene: RPS5
Product: 40S ribosomal protein uS7
Exons: 1
Coding region: 1-675 (224 amino acids)
Biological process (GO): ribosomal small subunit assembly; translation
Cellular component (GO): cytosolic small ribosomal subunit; ribosome
Molecular function (GO): structural constituent of ribosome; mRNA binding; rRNA binding
Source: RefSeq, a predicted model, not a curated record